Messenger RNA from Chiloscyllium plagiosum (whitespotted bambooshark), 1389 nucleotides. RefSeq names its product chromosome unknown C8orf74 homolog (gene cunh8orf74). The record is from RefSeq and is a predicted model, not a curated record. Lineage: Eukaryota; Metazoa; Chordata; Chondrichthyes; Orectolobiformes; Hemiscylliidae.
GCGAGAGUGCGAAUGUAGUGUUAGCAAAACCGUCUCUUAGUAACGAUGAGCUCGCUGAAAGUCAGCGAUGUGAAGCAGGUGGCGCGGCUACAGAAAGAAGCUGGCCGUUGUAAUUUAGUUAAAUUGCUAAAAUGGGAAGAUUUUGAUGAAGAAAAAGACUUAAAACCGGGUAUUCUUCUUGACUAUUUGUACAAUGCUAUUAUAUUUGCUGCUGGGAAAGGAUUUCCAUGGCCCAGUGUGGCUCUGGCAGCACAAUUUUCAGAGGAACUACUUUUCGAAACAGAAGGGAAAACUAUGCAAGAGGCCCUUCGUAAAUUGAGAAAUAAAUGCAACCAAUACCAAUGUAAACUGAAUCUUAGUUGCCUCCAACAAUUAGUCAAUUAUUUCUUUGGAACAUUCUUCAGACAUUAUCGUCUCUAUCAAUUUGUACUGUGUGAAGCCAGAGAGAUUGAUCAAAUCACGCAUAACCUUGAAGUUCACAUACCCCCAGAUAUACCACCUCUGAAAGAUGGAAUAGAUACUGAGCUUUGGAAACAUCAGCGGUACAUGACUGAACUCAGUAUGGCUGAAGCUCAGUUGCAGGCUGAUAUGUCAGCUUUCCGUGAGAACAUGCAACUGAAAAAUGAACAAGAACUGGAGAAAUUUUAUGAAGAUCUUAAAUUUCAAGAUAAAGAAAUGAUUGAAAGAGCAAAUCUAGAAAAACUUGUCAAGAAUGCCCAUGAUAUACAGAUAAUGGUAGCUUCUGAAAUUCUGCAAAAAGAGAUUGAAACAGCAUUUCAAAUCCUAGAUUUAAAAAUCCAGAAGACAACCACAGCCCUUCCAGGUUCCAAAUCAUCUCGAUCCUUUACAAAGGAAAUGAAAACUAAAAGAAUGAGUAUUAAGAAAUAGGAACAUUAUAAGAAUGCAGUUUUAAUAAUUGUGACAUUUUUAUCAAGAAAAUAAAAUUUAUACCCAAUAUGCAAAAAUCUGGUUAUUUCAGUGAAUGAAAGUCAAUAAUCAAAGCCAUCUUCAUUUUCACAUUUAUUGGAAAUUUCUUGUUAGCUAUUGCAUUAGUAUAUUUAUGUAUUCAAAAUGAUGUGGUCAUAUUCUGCAUGUCAUAGAUGCUGAUCUUUUUCACCAUUUUUCCUGUUAACCAAAUAGCAAAUGUCUAAAGUGAACAUUUGAGUUAUGACUUGAACUUUAUUUUAUAAUAUUUAGAUCAUGCCAAGAUUAAAUGGUAUCUUUAUAAUUAUACUUCCCAUUGUGUCAAACAAAUAAUUUGUCUUGAAGUUACUCUGAUUUAUUUUUGUUUGUCGCGCUCUGUUUCAUCCAGUUGUCUGAAUUCUUCACCCAACUUUCUCGGCAUGCUGGAUUUUAAUUCUGACAGGUAGUUGGGAUUUCAAUGAGUUA